AUGUAUGAGGUCGAAGCUGAUCCACAAGACACAGAUGCCACUCAGGCAUCACAGACGAUGAAGACGACAGCUACGUCGACGACGACUGCGGCAGGGGCGACAGGUCAACAGUCGAAACAACCCUCAGAGUACAUGCGAGUGCAAAGGAUGUUUAGACAGGUGACAAAGAACGAGCGUACAGGCAAGAAUAUACCAAAGGAGAAGCGAAAGCCAAUAGACUACUCCUCAGUGCUUGACUAUCAUAACUUGGACAACAAUACACCGGAGAAUCGCGAGAGGAUAUUGGACUUCUCAGGACUGGUAGAUCAAAGUACGGCGACUGAAUCGCCAUACUAUGCACAUCCUGCAACAUGGCGAGUGUAUGGUCUGAAGGACUACCCUGGCUUCUACUUCAUCCCCUCACCAUUCUCUGUGCAACAACAAAAGAAGUGGAUCAAGGAUGCCAUCGAGCUGUACACUGAGCCGCCCAACAGCACCAACCUCACUCUAUUCCACGGCGACAUCAAACAACUCUGGAGGAAUGCUCAACAAGAGUUUUCUGACAUUGAAGCAGACUCGCGUGGCGGCGACAAGUCCUCUGACACUCAAACACAGACAAGACCAUUGGACAAGAAUGGACAAGAGUUACCAACUUAUAGAAGCCUCCUGGACAAGCUGGCAUGGUCAUCACUUGGUUACCAGUAUCAAUGGACUGAGAGGAUAUACUCUGAAGACUACUAUGUACAGUUCCCCGACGAUCUACAGCAGCUGGUCACUCACAUUGCCUCAUCGACGCGCUACACACCUUAUGUGGCCGAGGCGGCAACGAUCAACUUUUACUCUGAGGACUCGGUAAUGGGCGGCCAUCUGGACGACGCCGAGGAGGAGAUGGAGAAGCCCAUCGUCUCUAUAAGCUUUGGCAGCACAGCGGUCUUCUUGAUGGGCGCCGAAACCAAGGACGUUGCGCCUGUCCCCAUCUUUAUUCGAAGUGGUGACAUUGUGAUCAUGGGCGGACGUUCACGCUAUUGCUAUCAUGGUGUUGCCAAGAUUGUUGAGGACUCGUUCGAUGUGGACCUGGCUGCCAACGACACUGAUGACACUCGCUGGCACAUCCACUGGCUCAAAGAGAAGAACAGACGCAUCAACAUCAAUACAAGACAAGUAUUUAAAGUUCCAAAGCAAGGUGUGAGGAGUACCAUCAAGUAA
This is a messenger RNA of Acytostelium subglobosum LB1, 1185 nucleotides long. RefSeq lists its product as hypothetical. Gene Ontology annotation, cellular component: nucleus; cytoplasm. Gene Ontology annotation, biological process: oxidative RNA demethylation. The record is from RefSeq and is a predicted model, not a curated record. The transcript has a single exon. Bases 1 to 1185 code for a protein of 394 amino acids. NCBI's taxonomy places the organism in Eukaryota, Evosea, Eumycetozoa, Acytosteliales, Acytosteliaceae. Gene Ontology annotation, molecular function: ferrous iron binding; oxidative RNA demethylase activity; broad specificity oxidative DNA demethylase activity.